Messenger RNA from Nerophis lumbriciformis (worm pipefish), 3490 nucleotides. It is a transcript of the gene pde4ca, whose product is annotated as phosphodiesterase 4C, cAMP-specific a. The record is from RefSeq and is a predicted model, not a curated record. Gene Ontology annotation, molecular function: 3',5'-cyclic-nucleotide phosphodiesterase activity. NCBI's taxonomy places the organism in Eukaryota, Metazoa, Chordata, Actinopteri, Syngnathiformes, Syngnathidae. Gene Ontology annotation, biological process: signal transduction.
UGUUCUUUCUCGCUCUGCCUCGCUCUGCGGGACUGCACCCCACCCCUUCGCUCCCCCCACAGUGUCUCUCUCUGUCUCUCACACUCGGGGUGGGGGGGGAUAGUGUUGUUUGUUGUUUCAAGCCAAGUUUGGUCCCACCACUCUCAGGAGAGAAGAGACGAGGGAGCAGACGCUUGUGCAGCCCCUCUUGACGAGGACUUCGUGGGACGCUCCGCUGCGGGGAGCAUCUGAUGGGAUUAUAAACACUCUUUCCAGCUCACUUUUCCCCCUCUGCAUGGCCUGUUGCUGAAAGGAACCUUGUGUUAAGAUUAUUUGUUGGGAGACUUUGAACAAUGAGUGUUAUUUCUGCUUGAGUAUUAAGGUCUCACACCUUCCUCAGUGACACACUUGGUUGGGUUUGACCCCUAAACCCGUCUUUCUCAUGUCCGAGACGAGACGCCAGCGCUCUGUGAUGUGAGGUCUCUUGCCGCCAACGCUCUUUGCCUUUUUAGGCAAGUGCUGAACAAUUCUGCCUCCUUCUCUUCCAUGAAAACAAACGGACCCACAAGUCAUGCCUGGACCAUAAAUCGAGUUUCCACCUUGAUUCACUCGGAGCCCGUUGAUUCUGCACGGAAAUUCUAGGGACGGACUCACCAGCCUGACUUAAUGUUGCAUUCAGCUCAAAUCCUGACGGAAUUCACGAGACUGUUGUGCUUUGCUCUAUUGUUUCCCAGAGUCCCGUCAGAGGGGUUGUGUCUCCUGGUGACAUAACCUAGUACCACACAGAAUGUAAAGCUAUUUUUUUCCCCCCUCCAGAGUAUGCGGUGGCUUUUUGCAGCAGUUUCUCCCUCACAUUUCCAAAUUGCUGUUUUGACCUCAAAGUCGCGAUAAAAUGAUGAACAAAGACUCUCGCUUCUCGAGGAAGAUGCAUGGCAACUUCUCCACUCGCAGGCACUCGUGCAUUGGCUUCGAUGUGGAGAAUGGGUUGUCAGUGGGGCGCAGUCCCCUGGACCCACAGACCAGCCCAGGCUCUGGUCUGGUCCUACAGGCCAACUUCCCCCACAGCCAGCGGCGGGAAUCCUUCCUCUACCGCUCGGACUCAGACUUUGACCUGUCCCCGAAAGGUCCUUCCAAGAACUCAUCCACUGCAACUGACCUGGAAGAAAGCUUGAAGCACUGGGAGGUCAACUGGUUAUCAUCUCGACAUACAGAAGACAUGAUUGUCACACCGUUUGCACAGGUCCUGGCCAGCCUGAGGACGGUCCGGAGUAACUUUGCCGUCAUCACCGGCCAGCAAGAUCGGCCGGCCAGCAAGACUCGAUCCUCGGGCAGCAACCCACCAUCCAUGUGCAAGACCAGUCUGGCAGAGGAGCCCCACCAGCAGCUGGCCAUCGAGACCCUGGACGAGCUGGACUGGUGCCUGGAACAACUGGAGACCCUGAAGACCCGUCACUCUGUCAGCGAGAUGGCCUCCAACAAGUUCAAGAGGAUGCUGAACCGGGAGCUCACCCAGCUGUCAGAAACCAGCCGCUCAGGGAACCAGGUCUCCGAGUUCAUCUCAAGCACUUUCCUAGAGAAGCCACAUGACAUGGACAUCAUGGCUCCCUCUUCUAAGGAGGAGAAGAAGAAGCGACCCAUGUCCCAGAUCAGCGGCGUGAAAAAGGCCACGCACAGUCCCAGCCUUGCACCCUCCACCAUCCCUCGCUUUGGGGUCAAUGCGAGUCAGGAAGGUCUCCUGGCCAAGGAAUUGGAUGACGUCCACAGAUGGGGGAUUGACAUCUUUAAGGUCUCGGAGUAUUCUGGAAAUCGUCCACUCACAGUCACCAUGUACACCAUUUUCCAGGAACGCGACCUUCUCAAGUCUUUCAAGAUUCCCACCGACACUUUCAUCACUUUCAUGAUGACUCUGGAGGAUCACUACCACGCAGACGUGGCGUACCACAACAACAUCCACGCCGCCGACGUGGCCCAGUCCACGCACGUGCUGCUGUCCACGCCCGCGCUGGAGGCCGUGUUCACCGAUCUGGAGAUCCUCGCCGCUCUCUUUGCGAGCGCCAUCCACGAUGUGGACCACCCCGGAGUCUCCAAUCAGUUCCUGAUCAACACCAAUUCCGAGCUGGCGUUGAUGUACAACGACUCGUCCGUGUUGGAGAAUCACCACCUGGCGGUCGGCUUCAAGCUUCUGCAGGAGGACAACUGUGACAUCUUCCAGAACCUCAGCAAGAAACAGGGACAUUCGCUGCGCAAAAUGGUCAUCGACAUGGUGCUCGCCACGGAUAUGUCCAAGCACAUGAACCUGCUGGCGGACCUGAAAACCAUGGUGGAGACCAAGAAGGUCACCAGUUUAGGAGUUCUGCUCCUGGACAAUUACUCGGACCGCAUACAGGUCCUCCAGAACAUGGUGCACUGCGCCGACCUCAGCAACCCCACCAAGCCACUGGAGUUGUACCGCCAGUGGACGGACCGGAUCAUGGUGGAGUUUUUCACCCAAGGGGACAGGGAGCGAGACAAGGGCAUGGAGAUCAGCCCCAUGUGCGACAAACACAACGCCUCCAUUGAGAAGAGUCAGGUGGGUUUCAUCGAUUACAUCGUUCAUCCUCUGUGGGAGACGUGGGCCGACCUGGUCCACCCCGACGCCCAGGAGAUCCUGGACACGCUGGAGGACAACAGGGAGUGGUACCAGAGCAUGAUCCCCCGCAGUCCCUCACCACACCCCGAAGGACCACAAGAAGGAGGUCUGACCGGCGAGGCGUCCGGCUUUUGCGUCGGCGCCGGCAACUUAUCUGACAAGUUCCAGUUUGAGCUGACCUUGGAGGAAGAAGGAGAGUCCGACACGGAGAGCUUGGCCGAGGAGGAGGAGGAGGAGGAGGAGGAGGAGGGCUGCGACGGUUACGGGAUGUCCAGGACUGAUUCCGGCGGUGGAUUCGACGCCAUCCCUGCUCGCCCGCUCCCCACUGCGAUCACUUGCGACGCAACAAGGACGUUUCCGGCACACUCCGAUAAAGACAUGUCAGCGCCAAGAGGGACCGACCCAGAAACGCUGCCCGGGGUCUCGGACGUCCAACUGGACACAUAGCACACCCCUCCUCCCCUUCAGAGUUCCUUUUGACAUUUCUUUUUGACUUUCUCUUUGAUUUCAGUGCCUCCUCAUCUAUGACUCCUCCCCUUGUCCCCGCUCCACGCCACUUUCCACCUGCGUUCCCACCCGGAGCAAGUUUGGAUGUGAAGGAGGCAUGCUUGCACUAAAGACCGAGUCCAGUACGGGACUAGAAUCCAGGUUUCUGUCAGCGUACUAAUGAACUGUCUUCCCGUUUCUAGUUUUUACAAAGCAUCUGAGCGAUUGGUGAUGUGAGGAUGACUCUUUGCCAAGUCUGACAUUGCUAUCCAAUCUUCCAUCCAUCCAUCCAUCUUCUUCCGCUUAUCCGAGGUCGGGUCGCGGGGGCAGCAGCUUAAGCAGGGAAGCCCAGACUUCCCUCUCCCCAGCCACUUCGUCCAGCUCCUCCCGGGGGAU